Molecule: messenger RNA, 1264 nt
Organism: Blepharisma stoltei
Lineage: Eukaryota; Ciliophora; Heterotrichea; Heterotrichida; Blepharismidae
Source: the annotation of a GenBank genome assembly
AUGAACCGCAAACGAACUCCUAAGAAGCACUCCUCUUUCCUCGUUAAAAAGAAGCAAGAAAGAGAGCUGCUGAAUAAGAGUUUAAACGCCUCUACUGAAAUGAGUUCUGAUCAACUGUCAAGCAUACUUAAUAGCUCAGUCGACAUGUCAACUCAAGACACGGCACUUAACCAAACCAUGCCAGAUAUAAGGAGCGAGGACAUUUUCUCAAGCAAUAUCUUGGACAUUCCUGUAGAAAAUGUAAUCCCAGAAGAAAAUGAACAAAAGAAAGAGGACGAAAGUUUCGAUAAAACCAAUCCCAACCCUCAGAAGAAUGAAGUAAAAAAUGAGAAAGAGGUGAAUAAUCAAAGAGAAAAUAAUAGCUCAAAGGCAGAAGAAAUUGUCGUUAUAGAAGUAGAUGAUGACGGUUUUGGACAACAAAGUGGUCCAAAAGGAAAAAGUAUUAAAAAAGCAUCGAAAACUAAGGUGAGGUCCAAGCCAAGACAAAGCCAUGAGGAGGAAGAGAAUAAAGCAAAAACUGGACAAAACCAAUUAGAUUAGGUUAUAUUUAGCAUAUUUUAAGUCCGCUUUUUUUAGACACAUUCGUUUCGGCGUGUGACAUCUCGAAUCCGGCUGAAACCGGCUUCUCGGUAGAGGUGAAGGUUUUGGGCCAUCUACUGGGUUUGCUGACCACCUCCAUUUCUAACCCUUCGACGUCGUCAAGUUUUACGCCAAUUCUAUGAGUGCUCCAAGACAGAUUGUUACAUGGGCAACCAUUUUCAACUGGCCGAGUCCCGCUUAUCCAUCUAACUUACCUCCUUUUUUCCAGUCAUUCCGAGAAAGAGCUCAACAGCUUUCACCAUUUCGGUCAAGCCACAGUAGCAUCUUCGUCAGAUAUGGCGCCCUGCUCAUAUCAGGUACCCGCUGGGCUGAGCGCUGCUGGCCAAAAAAGUUGUAUUUAACUUCACAUGGAGUCAGGAACAAAAACAGCGGCUUUGGUUUCGCGUAAUUCGCUUUGGGGCUAUUAACUAUAGCUAGGCCAUAAGCAAAGCUCAAAACCAUGCCAGCAUACAUAAGAUCACCUUCCACUGAGAGGCAAGUCGCUCAUCUCCUGCCAUUUUAUGCAUUACAAAACCAAUUAGAUGUCUCAAUUGAACAGCCAAAGUCAAGGUAAUUUUUAGUUAGCUAUACCAAAGUGAUUAUUGUGGGAUCAAUUUUUGCAAUUGCUGCAGCAGCAGGAGUUUAUUUCUAUAUGAAAUCAUCAAAGAAACCCUCAAUUAAAUAA